Molecule: messenger RNA, 1293 nt
Organism: Pygocentrus nattereri (red-bellied piranha)
Lineage: Eukaryota; Metazoa; Chordata; Actinopteri; Characiformes; Serrasalmidae
Gene: tspan13a
Product: tetraspanin 13a
Exons: 6
Coding region: 258-872 (204 amino acids)
Cellular component (GO): membrane
Source: RefSeq, a predicted model, not a curated record
GUGAUCCACAGUCCGGUAGAACAGGAUUUUAUGAUGUCCGCCGGUGAGAUAACACGCUGCACUCUGAACGGUGAUCUGGUGCAGGACUUCGCUUUAUGAUUACACGUCUACAGUCAGCCGCGCCGUUUUCCUGCUGGAUGUGUCUCUGAUCUGCUCGAUCCUGAAGGAAGCGCAGAACCCAGACUGCACUAGCUCACUGAGCAGGAGCUGUGAGGAAGAGCCGCAGCUCUCGCUUUAGCCCGGAGGAGUCGCUCAGGAUGGGCUGUGGGGGAUUCGUUUGCUCUAAAAAUGCGCUUUGCGCGCUGAACAUUCUUUACGCGCUGGUGAGUCUGCUCAUGAUUGCGGUGGCAGCCUGGGGUAAGUGGUUUGGCCUGGUCUCCAGUUUCCAAGUGAUAGCUGCCGUCAUUGGAGUGGGUUUCUUUCUCUUCAUCGUGGCAAUUGUGGGUCUGUGUGGAGCUCUAAAGCAUCAUCAAGUCCUCUUGUUCUUUUACAUGGUCAUCCUCUUCAUGGUGUUCAUUGUGCAGUUCUCAGUGUCAUGUGCCUGCCUGGCCAUCAAUAAGGAACAACAGAAUCUGUUUCUGGAGAUCGGAUGGAACAAGUCUGAGUCUAUGCAGAAGGAUCUAGAGAGAACUCUGAACUGCUGUGACUUCUCCAGUGUCAACUACAGUGGAACAUGUGAAGCUGACUGUUUCAGAGAAAAAAGCUGUGAACCAUGCUCAGUCAAAAUUCAAGCCUAUGCUGAUGACGCACUGCACUUUGUUGGAGGAAUGAGUUUGUUCUUCAGUUUCACAGAGGUUCUGGGUGUUUGGCUGACGUACAGAUACAGGAAUCAAAAGGACCCUCGGUCAAGUGCUGGACAAUGCAGGAACUAGUUUCAAGAAAUCUUUCCAUUAUAUAUUUCCUUUAGUCUUUUAUUUCACUUUACAUUCGGUAUCAUCUGCUAACUGCAUUAGACUACAUUUAAAUUUAACCCAUGAUGACUGCAGGGAAAGGCAUGAAUGAUGUUUUGUCUGAAAAAUACUUUUUUUCAAUUGUUGUGAUAGUCACAUGAUUAAUUGUCAUCGAAUGUUCUUUCUUUACUUUAUUGCAACAAGAGCAUCACAAUUAAAUAAUGAUGUGACCAUGAUCCUGUUAGUAAUUUAGGUGCCACUGACCUUAAUGUUUCAUCCACAAUGACCUGAAAGACGUCUUGCGCCUUUCUUGUACAGUUAUACAAGAAAACAACGUGUGUAUAUAUGUCUUUUAUUUUGUUCCUCAUUCUUUUGUGAGAUAAAUCCAAAUAGAAAUGGAAAA